This is a messenger RNA of Piliocolobus tephrosceles (Ugandan red Colobus), 2155 nucleotides long. RefSeq names its product nudix hydrolase 16 like 1 (gene NUDT16L1). Bases 756 to 1376 code for a protein of 206 amino acids. The transcript is spliced from 3 exons. The record is from RefSeq and is a predicted model, not a curated record. Gene Ontology annotation, molecular function: snoRNA binding. NCBI's taxonomy places the organism in Eukaryota, Metazoa, Chordata, Mammalia, Primates, Cercopithecidae. Gene Ontology annotation, cellular component: nucleus.
AGUUCUGUCCCUCUCUGAGCUCCAAGUUCCUCAUCGUAAAUUGGGGACACCCCUCUUCCCCCAACAGUAUCUGGCACAGGGUGCCUCGCAUGGAGGAUGCUGGAAAGCUCCAGCCCCGGAAUUUAAGUCACUUUCUGCUCAGCAAGCUGGGUCUACAGAGCCCCAACGCUCCUAGUUGUCCGCCCUGACCCAGCGUGGACUCGGGGACUGGGGCACUCAAGCCCGGAUCGAGCUAGGUCGGGACUGCUGUCGUGCGUGGCAGGCGAAGGCCGUCGCUCUCCGGACUCGGGUCCUGUGGCGCUGGCGGAGCAAGGCUCCAGGGCAUUUCUGGCUCGUGUGGUCGUGCCAAGGGCGCCAUUGCUGAUGCACGGGGCCAUGGGGGCCGGGUCCGCCUCCUGGGGAGAAACGGGUGAGCGCAAGGGGGAAUCGGCGCCAUCGAGGGUGGAGAAACCGCAGGGAUUUUCGGCUGUCUGCUUUGGGGCGCCAAGGAAGAUGUUCGUCGCCCACGGUGGGAACCUUGAGCCACCACGGCACCGACCACUCGACUAGGCGCUGCCGUGGGAGGCGGGUGUGCGAUUAUUGGGUGACGGCUGACGCUCACCGCCCUUUGCGCACCGCUCGCUGCACCUCUCGACGACGCGCCGCGGCGCUGCGAGGGGCUCGGUCCCGGGGCGCGCCGGCGAUUGGCGGGGGAACGGGACCCGGGGGUGUGGCCGCCCGCGGAUUGGCGAGGCGCGGCGGGGGCGGGCUCGCGCAUGCUCUUAAGUGGCAGCGACGGGGACGGGGUCAGUGCCAAGAUGUCGACGGCGGCCGUUCCAGAGCUGAAGCAGAUCAGCCGGGUGGAGGCGAUGCGCCUGGGGCCGGGCUGGAGCCACUCAUGCCACGCCAUGCUGUACGCCGCCAACCCUGGGCAGCUCUUCGGCCGCAUCCCCAUGCGCUUCUCGGUGCUGAUGCAGAUGCGUUUCGAUGGGCUGCUGGGCUUCCCCGGGGGCUUCGUGGACCGGCGCUUCUGGUCGCUGGAGGACGGCCUGAACCGGGUGCUGGGCCUGGGCCUGGGCUGCCUGCGCCUCACCGAGGCCGACUAUCUGAGCUCGCACCUGACCGAGGGCCCACACCGCGUCGUGGCGCACCUGUACGCACGGCAGCUGACGCUGGAGCAGCUGCACGCCGUGGAGAUCAGCGCGGUGCACUCGCGCGACCACGGCCUGGAGGUGGGGCCGCCGCCCGGGCCCCGCCCCCCGCCCCGGGGUUUGGCUCUGGCCCCGUGGAAGGCACCGAUGGGUGCUGGGCCUCGUGCGGGUCCCGCUGUACACCCAGAAGGACCGAGUCGGAGGCUUCCCCAACUUCCUGAGCAACGCGUUUGUGAGCACGGCUAAGUGCCAGCUCCUCUUUGCCCUCAAGGUGCUCAACAUGAUGCCUGAGGAGAAGCUGGCUGAGGCUCUGGCUGCGGCCACCGAGAAGCAGAAGAAGGCCCUGGAGAAGUUGCUCCCAGCCUCGUCCUGAGGGCUGCCUGGGCUGCUGGCACCCUCCCCUGGGCCGGAAGACUGGGAAUUCCUGCCAAGUGUGGCUUCUGGAGUGUGUGUGUGUGCCCCACUUCUGACUGCCUAGGGCAAAGGGGCAUCCUGUCAUCCCCACUGUCCCAAGCAGUCACUAGGUGGUGGCCGGGCCAGCUGGGACCCAGCCCAUCCUCUCAGGCAGAGCAGGGUGGUCUGGGCACACUGGGCCUGCUUCUCCAGCCUCAGGAUGCUCUUGUUCAUCCCAGGCUCAGACCCUCCUGUGUGUGUCUCAUCCCGGCUGGUGGAGGCCCACAGGGACUGCGCACAGCUCCAGGGCCACUCGGAAUUCCGACGGGAUAUGUGGGUGGACGAUGCCUCGUCUAGGUCAGCAUUCCUGCCUCCUUCCUGAGCCGGCUCAGAGCCUGGGGGAGAGCCAACUUUUGGGGUAGGAAGUUAAUACUGUUAAUUUGGGUUGUUGUUGGAUUUACUUUGCUAGAUUUUCUCUUUCACCACGUGUGAACUGUGGGUGAGGUUUCAAAGUAGCUUCACCCCACGUGGCUUGGUUCCCAGGGACAGUCAGGGCCUCGGGGGCCCAGCUAUGUACGACGAAGCUGUCGAAGGAGAAGACAAUAAAGUCACUCCUCAGCUGCUCUGUGUGU